AUGGUUGCUAGAUACCAAAAGAUCAAGUAUCCCAAUCCUGGAGAAAGACAACAUGGAGAAUCUAUGGCUGCACAACGGGACCUUCAAAUUCGCAAGAAGAAGGACGAGGCCUACUCAAACCUGAUCUGGGAUUUUUGGCCAAACCAGCCCCCAGUUGGGGUCUACCGCAACCUUCGUGGAGACUUGCUGAAGAUCGUCCAAAUCGAUACUGGUUUCAUGCGUGAAGAUUCGCCUGAUCUCCAGGAGCAGCUGGAACCUGGCCACCUUUGGUUGCCAGCGGUAGUCUCUGGGCUCCCUGGAACGCAGUUUAACGAGGAGAGGGAAUAUUUCUUCGAUGAGUUCAAAUAUAUCUUGGUGGAGCCUUUGGAGAUUGGUUUUAACAAGGUAGCGAUAAAUGGUGUGGUAGUGUACCAGCGUAAGCAGAUACGCGUUGCUAUGAACGCCGAAAAAAAGACCGUCUGGGAAGCCGUUGAGACGGAUCAAAUUGAUCCGUCUCAAAAAUGUUUCUUCGGGGCGCCAGAUGGAGACCCCCAGCUCGAUACCGUCAGGAUGGUAUCACCCUUUUUGUAUCACCUUCCCGACCACCCUGCCUUAGGCGCUUCCGUCAGUGAUAGCUUCAAGUCCUCAUUCGACAACGAUAUCGCUGCCCUUAGCUUCAACGACGGCUUCCAGCAUGAGCUUCACGACGACAAGUCCCACAACAUGCCUGCCUACGCGAACAAUAGUCCGUACAACAACUACGUACCUGCUCAGGGUUGUGGGCCGAAUUGA
Alternaria arborescens is the source of this 771-nucleotide messenger RNA. RefSeq lists its product as hypothetical. The record is from RefSeq and is a predicted model, not a curated record. Lineage: Eukaryota; Fungi; Ascomycota; Dothideomycetes; Pleosporales; Pleosporaceae. The coding region runs from base 1 to 771 and encodes 256 amino acids. The transcript is spliced from 2 exons.